AUGGCGCAGCAAAAGGCUCUUGGCGUAGACCCCCCGUCGUCCCCCGCCGCCUCCGCCUCACCGGGAUGCGCCGUGGGUGAACUCUUCGUCACGCUACGUCUGAAGGCAGGGGGCAGUAGUGGUCAGUCUGGGGUUCCUACUGGGUCAUACCACUACACCUUCCAUGGAGACCCCCACGCCACCUUCGCAUCCUUCUUUGGCGGCUCCAACCCCUUCGACAUGUUCUUCGGACCGCACCGCAACCACCACAACCGCUCCAACGGCGUCCACUCCAAGGUCCCCAACGACCAUGACAUGGAAACAGACUUGGAUGAGGAAGACCCCUUCGCCUCUUUCACACACUUCGGCUUCCCCGGGGGGGUCAACGGCUUCCCUGGCCAUGGCGGGGGCAGGAGGAGGGGGGUGCAAUCGGAGCGUUUGGGGGGGUCCAGGAGGCAGCAGGACCCCCCAGUCGUCCACGAGCUGAAGGUGUCUCUGGAGGAGAUCUUCCAUGGUUGCACCAAGCGGAUGAAGAUCACCAGGAGGAGGCUGAACCCUGAUGGCAGGAGCAGCCGGACGGAGGACAAGAUCCUGAACAUCGUGAUAAAGAGGGGAUGGAAGGAGGGCACCAAGAUCACCUUCCCUAAGGAGGGGGACGAGACCCCAGAGAACAUUCCUGCAGACAUCGCCUUUGUGCUCAGAGACAAAGGACACGCCCACUUUAGGAGGGACGGCGCCAAUAUCAUCUACACAGGCAAUAUCAGUCUGAAGGAGGCGCUGUGUGGCUGUACGUGAACAUUCCACCCUGGAUA
Messenger RNA from Salvelinus sp. IW2-2015, 791 nucleotides. NCBI's taxonomy places the organism in Eukaryota, Metazoa, Chordata, Actinopteri, Salmoniformes, Salmonidae. The record is from RefSeq and is a predicted model, not a curated record.